This is a messenger RNA of Trichoderma gamsii, 1542 nucleotides long. RefSeq lists its product as hypothetical. The transcript has a single exon. Lineage: Eukaryota; Fungi; Ascomycota; Sordariomycetes; Hypocreales; Hypocreaceae. The record is from RefSeq and is a predicted model, not a curated record. The coding region runs from base 1 to 1542 and encodes 513 amino acids.
AUGCUAUCCAAAGUUUCAACGCCUUUAUGUAAACAUUGCAUGUGCAACUCGGCUCGCUUUGGCCCUCAAGUAGCGCGCCGAUACACUUCACGGGCAAAGCCUUCGACAACGCAGCAUCAAGACACUCAGCAAAGUUCACGCUUAGAAAACAACGAAUCUCAACCCACCGGAGAUGGCCAUGCUUCUAAAUCAGAACCCGGGGCAAUGACUCGGAGGCUGCAAGAGGCAACUGAAGAGGCCUUGUUCAGCGGCGGCUCAGCCGGCAGACGUGCCGUGCAGGAUGCGGGAUUCUCUGAAGAGUUGAAGGAAAGGCUGCUGAACAAGAUUGCAGAUGCAAAAUUCCAGCAUGACCAUUCAAGUGUUCUGACUACAAAGGAUCUUUCUUCUGCGGCGGGUGAAGGGACGAGGCAUAUUGCUGCUGCUGCGCCGUGGACGGGGGAAGAAGACGCGGCGGAUACGGUGUUGAGGAUGUUGGAUGAUGCGAAGAAGCCGCUGAAGCCAGAGUUUAGGGGCACUUUUCAGCCGCCUGUUGUUGAUCCGCGGAUUCGACGGGCUCCUGUGGUGCAUCCUCGCCAGAGGGUGGUGAAUGCUCGAGAGAGGGCAUCUGUUUACACCGGCAUGGGCCUGAAGGAGGAUAAAGGCCUAAGCGAUAAAGAGAAGGAAGAGAUGAGAAAGGAGUUUCGAUCGAGGUUUGAGCCGACUGCGCGUGCCAUGCCGGCAACGCCAUCAGGGCUGGCAGCAUUGGCCAAUGAGCAAAUUGAGAAUGCCAUUGCCAGGGGCAAGUUUAAGAACAUUGCUCGCGGUAAGGGGGUAGAGAUUGAUCUCGCGAGAAGUAAUCCGUUUGUCGACACGACGGAGUUUCUCUUGAAUAGGAUCAUCCAGCGGCAGGAGAUUGUACCGCCGUGGAUCGAGAAGCAGCAGGAGCUAGCGAAGACAGCGCAUACGCUUCGCUCGAGACUUAGGACUGAUUGGUUGCGCCAUGUUGCGAGGAUGAUUGCUUCGAAGGGGGGUUCGUUGGAGGAGCAGAUGGCUAGGGCGGAUGAUUAUGCUGCGGCGGAGAGGCUGCAUAAUCCUAAACAAGGGGCGGCAGCAGCAGCAGCAGAUGCGAGUAUUAAGCCAGAGCAGGAAACUGCACAGACUACUACUAAUGAGCUGGAUUUAAGACCGCUGCCAAGGCCAUUUCGCGAUCCGGACUGGGAAAAGGCAGAGCAUGCGUAUUUGAACCUAUCGAUAGAGCAACUGAACAGCAUCACGAGGAGUUACAACCUGAUGGCUCCCGAGCUGGCCAAGAAGCCGUAUUAUUCUCUGCAGCGAGAAUUGGAUGCUUGUUUUGCGGAUGUUGCGCCUUUGGUUUCCAAGGAGAUUAAGGAUAGGGCUACGGCGCCACGGGCUACUACCAAAUUGACGUCUAAGCCGUCUCCGUAUUCGGGAGAGGGAAUUAUGAGUGGGUUGACGGGGAAGGAUAGCGUAAAAAUUUAUGAUACGAGGGCGCAGCCGUAUGGGUUUAAGGAGUGGUGGAAGGAUGUGUGGAGGAAAGAGUAG